Messenger RNA from Mytilus trossulus (common blue mussel), 1865 nucleotides. Its product is annotated as peroxiredoxin-1-like. Lineage: Eukaryota; Metazoa; Mollusca; Bivalvia; Mytilida; Mytilidae. The record is from RefSeq and is a predicted model, not a curated record. The coding region runs from base 93 to 857 and encodes 254 amino acids. Gene Ontology annotation, biological process: removal of superoxide radicals; cellular response to stress; cell redox homeostasis. Gene Ontology annotation, cellular component: cytosol. Gene Ontology annotation, molecular function: thioredoxin peroxidase activity. The transcript is spliced from 6 exons.
UUUUUGCGCAGCACGUGUGGAAAUAACCGGCUUACCGGCUUCUGGAACAAUCGACCUGAAAAGCUAUUCAAGGACAUUCACUGGUCAGUUUUAUGUUAAUUUCAUAUUCCAAAAUGUCAUUGAAAACAUUGUACAACCUCUCAAAACAAAUCAGCAGCAACGUUUUAAGGUGUAGCCGAUAUAAUUAUAAUAUCCGGUCAAGUUCAGCACGACCAGGACAUCCUGAACAGUUUCAUUUUUCAAGAAGAAAAUAUUGUACGACCAUGUCUCAGCUGAAACUCACUAAGCCAGCACCAGAAUUCAGAGGAACUGCUGUUGUCAAUGGGGAAUUUAAAGAUAUUUCACUGGCAGAUUACAGAGGGAAAUAUGUUGUAUUCUUCUUUUAUCCAUUAGAUUUUACAUUUGUUUGUCCAACAGAAAUAAUAGCAUUUAGUGAUAGAGCAGAAGAAUUCCGUUCCAUAAACUGUGAAGUAGUAGCUUGUUCAGUUGAUAGUCAUUUUUCGCAUUUAGCAUGGGUAAACACUCCAAGAAAGCAAGGUGGACUUGGAAACAUGAAAAUUCCUCUCCUCUCAGACAUAACAAAAGAAAUCAGUAAAUCUUAUAAUGUAUUGAAGGAAGAUGAAGGAAUAGCUUUUAGAGGAUUAUUUGUAAUUGAUGACAAAGGAAAUCUCCGACAGAUGACAGUAAAUGAUCUUCCAGUAGGACGAUCAGUUGAUGAAACUUUACGUCUUGUACAAGCUUUCCAGUUUACUGAUAAACACGGAGAAGUAUGUCCAGCAGGCUGGAAGCCAGGAGCAGACACAAUGAAGCCAGACCCUAAGGGAAGUCAGGAAUACUUUGGGAAACAUUCCAAGUAAAACAACAAAAAUGGCAGCCAAAAUACUCAAAUCAAUUGCAGUUGGUGGAUUAUCAUGUCUCUAUAAAUAUCAUUUGAUGUUCUGUAUUUUGUGCAUUUAUUGUUGUAAAACGCAUUUGAAUUCAAAUUUUGAUAAUAUUUGAUGGCUUUACACCUCAGAUAUUGUUAAUGUUAAGAAUACUAACAUUUAAAAAUUUGAAAUACUUGAAAAUUUAUUUGCUUCAUUUAUCAUGAAAAGAACAAUAACUGCUGGUAAAAAGGUUUUUUUUUUUAUGUUUUAUUUUUUAAUCACUGAUGUGCACAUUGUUAAUUUGGAUCUAUUUUCAAUUUCCUAGAUACUAAAACUUCAUUACUUUAGACCAUUAUGAAUACAGAUUUUUAAAUUAUAAUUUGUACUUGAGAUUAUAAAAAAAAAAGUUAUUACAAAAGUGGUCUGGGUUCUGUCUCUUUCUUGUGAAUAAAUAAUUUUGAAUUCACUUUACAGUCAAAUAUGAGUGCUCAAAUCAAAUGUUAUAUUGUUACAUGUGAAAUAGUUAUACAAUUGUUACUUAUAGAACUUAAAUCAACACAGAAUGUUAUUGUGUAAGUCUACAAUCAUGUUGUUAAAUUGUACAAAAAAAAGUUCUAAUUAUUAUGCUUCAAAAAGAAGUUUUCUAUUAUUUUGGAAUAACCUUUAGAAACAUUUAAAGAAGUUAAAAGAAGAAAGUGGUACAAUUUAUAUGAAUAUGUAUUUCAUAAAUUGUUUAACAUGCUGUGCUUGAGUAUUUGUCAGAACAGUAUUUUCUAUAUUAUUCAACUACAUGAAAAAGAAAAAACAAGAAAAUACUAACUUAUCAAAAUGUUUUAAAAAGAAAUUUUUGAAUAUAAAAUUGUUUGCUGGCUAUAUUUUUAGGCCAUAUUAGAUGUCCAAGUUUGAUUUAUCAUAAAGAAAUGUUUUCUGUGUAUAUAGGUUUUGUUUAGUCCCUCUGUUGUCUUUAACAAAGUAAAAACAAACCUAUACAUUGUUGAA